CAAUAUGGGAACCACUGUUUGAAUAUUCACAAACAUGUACAUUUGUAAUGGCGAAAUGAUGGGUCCAGGUAGCCAGAAUGAAGACUGGACGUGGGUCUGCAGCAGCGCCGCCUGUCAUGAGCGCCUUGCUGUUUGCUGUAGCCGAGGUUAUGACCGUAUUUUGCAACGUCCUAAUAGUAUUGGACAUUGUUUAUUCAACAUUAUUCAUGUUACGAAAGUGGUUAUAGAUGAUUGUCUAUGAUCAUAUUGUCUACCCAUUGUGAUCUCCUUGCUCGCGAAUUAUUAGAAAUUGUGAACGACACCGAUGAGUAGGACAAUGGCAAUCUCUCAUUGCCUCAUGGUUUAUCUAGAUUUUACCCGGUCAACGAGGUGAACAGUGCAAUAUUUAUGGAUGGUGUAAAUGAGUGCACUCACCAGAGCUCAUCAGUAGCCUAUCUUUCUUUGAGAUAAACACAGUGUAUCGGUUUAGUUUGAAUUUCAAUUAUUUUGAAUUCUGGUGUUAAAUGCGGUCGUGUGCUUUUUACUGAAAGUUUUGAAAGCCACCAGACAGGAUUUGAACCCAUCAAACCUGCAGCUUUGGUAUCUGUCAAGACAAAAAAAAACAAAAUGCCAUCAGUGUCUAUGUAGAUGUUAGUGUCAAUCCAACAUGCACAUCAAAAUCUGAUUAUUAUCUGAUUUCUGUACAUUUAAUAUUUAAAUGACAUGCUAACCACAAAAUCUGAUGUGGGUUAUCAGAGGGGCUGUGACCAGAAAGAAUUUACAUGAUUUUGCUGUUUGUAUGUAAAUCUUAAUACUUUUAUAACUCAAGAAGAUUUUCAGAUUAGGAGUGUGCAUAUAAUCACAGCCACAGAAGCAUAAUGAAAUAUUUAUUUUGCAUUGACUGCACUGUGACAAACAUUAAAAGAACGAUUUGGCAAAGACUGCACAAACCAUUAUUAACAGUAACCUUAGCAUAUUACUAUACAUUUUUAUUAAAAAAAUAGUAAUUCUGCUCACCUGCUAAAACACAGAUGACUGACAUACCCAAAAUGAAUCUGCAUUUGAUCAGGUCCCUCUCCCUCUAAGUGCACGGAGAGACUGGGAUACAGAAAGGCACUGCCAGAUUCACUCUUUUUAUAGAGCCACAGGGGAGGUAAACAUGGCCAGUAUGCCUGCCUGGCACAGGGCACCCACACAGCAUUAUUUGCUAUAAUAAGAAGGGUCAAAUGUUACUGUAUGGUACCUAACCAGUGAAUAAAGGAAAAGCUGACUAACAUAUUAAUAGCACUAUUUUUUAUGUUUAAAACAACAGUACAAUCAAAAUGAAACAUUUUUAAAAUAAAUUUUUACAUUAUUGUUAAUACAUGAAGGUUUUCCAUUGCCUUAAAUGUAUUAAGUCCUAUUACUACCACCCCCUCUCAUCUUACCACUUGUGACCACAUGUCUUUCAUUCACUGUGGAAACUGUACCCCUCUUGGCCAGUCAUUAACUGAGAGGGUACCACCAAGGGAAAUGCCCCACAUAAGCCCUCAGUGUAAUAUCAACCCUGAACUCAACCCUUGUAUAGGUCUUCCAAAUUCUAAGCCUGUUUUUCAAGUGGUGUAAAAUCUGUACCUGACACACACAGGUCUGUUUGUGGUGAUAGUUUAAUGUAAAGUUUGCAGUAGUUGAUAAUUAGUUGAAGAGGCAAAGACAGGAUUGUUGUCAUAAUAUAUGCCUCUUCCCUCUUAGCCAUGAACGAGAUGUCACAUGUUGUCAGGAGUUCUUUAGCGAGGAGUCAGUUUUCAAAACCAACAGGGUGGAGUUAAAAACAUGCCCUCCCAAUGUCCCUAAUGGGUGAAAUGCAAAUGAUGAGCUGUAGACAGUUGGACAUGAAGGCUUGGGGCAUUCCUGUAGACUGUGCACACAUGUGGCAUAUGUCUGCACUCCAGGGGUGGGCUGGAGUUAAAUAAAGCAGUGUGGUGGAAUGAGUGAGGGAGGGAGAGAGAGUGAGAGAGAGAUUGACGGAUAGUAGGAGGGAGGGCCGGCAGAUUUAUGUCCACAGCUGAGUGCACACCCUCUCCUAAAACGUGGCUCUGUAGCAGACAUCUGAGAGGUGGACAGUGACGAUUGAACCAAGGGAAAAGUGAGGACAAGAAGGGCCUAAGAGGGGCAGGGGAGGACUGAGGAUAUGGAUGCUCUAGCACUCGAAGCUAGCGGGAAAAAGUUACCUAAUGGGGCGUCUGUGGCGCCCCUAACACCAGUCACACCCGUCAAACGCAAACCUGCCAAAAAAACUAAAAAGGCUGUUGUUUUCUUUGAGGUGGAGAUUCUUGAUGCCAAGACUAAGGAUAAGCUCUGCUUCCUGGAUAAGGUGGAGCCAAAUGCCACUAUAGGGGAGAUCAAGUCUAUGUUCCACAAGAGUCAUCCUCAGUUUUAUCCUGCCAGACAGUCAAUUCGCCUUGACCCCAAGGGGAAGUCUCUGAAGGAUGAGGACGUCCUACAGCAUCUGCCUGUGGGAACAACAGCCACGUUCUACUUUAGAGACCUGGGGGCUCAGAUCAGCUGGGUCACAGUCUUCCUGACAGAAUACACUGGUCCACUGGUCAUUUAUCUCAUGUUCUACUUCAGAGUCCCAUUUAUUUAUGCACCCAAAUAUGACUUCACCACCAGUAAACACUGGGUUGUACACCUGGCUUGUAUGUGUCACUCUUUCCACUAUGUCAAAAGACUGCUUGAAACCCUAUUUGUCCACCGCUUUUCUCAUGGAACCAUGCCGUUGCGCAACAUUUUUAAAAACUGUACAUAUUAUUGGGGCUUUGCAGCAUGGAUGGCCUACUACAUCAAUCACCCAUUGUACACACCACCCAUCUAUGGGGAGCAGCAAAUAAGACUGGCCCUCAUUGUCUUCCUGUUCUGUCAGAUUGGCAACUUCUCCAUCCAUAUUGCUCUGAGGAACCUUCGUCCACCAGGCUCAAAGACCAGAAAGAUUCCCUACCCCACUAAAAAUCCAUUCACCUGGAUAUUUCUCUUGGUUUCAUGCCCUAACUACACUUAUGAGCUGGGCUCUUGGUUAGGCUUCACACUGAUGACACAGUGCUUGCCGGUGGCGUUCUUCACUUUGGUGGGCUUCAUCCAGAUGACUGUGUGGGCCAAAGGGAAGCACAGGAGCUACCUGAAGGAGUUUCGAGACUACCCCCCUCUCCGCUCGCCCAUCCUGCCCUUUGUUCUGUAGAAGACUUCAGAGCUUCUUGUUUUGUCUUCAAGCUUGUAAUAUUCAGCCCAAUCUUGGUUUCACUUUUUUUUUUUCAUUUGCACUCGAAAAAUUCAGACUGGUCUCUAGCCCAUUUUGCUUGCUAAUCAUUUAAUGUGCAAAUAUUUUCUGUUCAAUGCAAAAAAAAACUAAGAAAUUAAUCCCUUUUUUUUUCGUUUUAUGCAUAAAAUAGUGCAGGCAACAAAAUACAAAUACUGUCUUUGCUUUUGCUGUUUCUUAACUGCUCAAAAUGUUCAGUCUGUUUACAACAAUCUACCUUUUAAUUUUGUCAAUUUUUGAUGUAAUUUAUUAUUAAUAAAAGUAAAACAAAAUCA
Boleophthalmus pectinirostris (great blue-spotted mudskipper) is the source of this 3546-nucleotide messenger RNA. RefSeq names its product trans-2,3-enoyl-CoA reductase b (gene tecrb). Gene Ontology annotation, biological process: very long-chain fatty acid biosynthetic process. The coding region runs from base 2150 to 3193 and encodes 347 amino acids. Lineage: Eukaryota; Metazoa; Chordata; Actinopteri; Gobiiformes; Gobiidae. The transcript has 11 exons. The record is from RefSeq and is a predicted model, not a curated record. Gene Ontology annotation, molecular function: oxidoreductase activity, acting on the CH-CH group of donors.